Molecule: messenger RNA, 12070 nt
Organism: Coregonus sp. 'balchen'
Lineage: Eukaryota; Metazoa; Chordata; Actinopteri; Salmoniformes; Salmonidae
Source: the annotation of a GenBank genome assembly
AUGUGCAUUGUGAUGGUGCUAGGUUAGGAACAGGUCAAACUCAGAGUUGUGUGUGCACAUGGGUGUGUGUAAGGGGAGUCUCGAGAUGUGUCAACAAUUUGAAGAUGAGUAAGGGAGCAGUGACUGUGCAAGCUUAGGCUGUGUGUGUAUGUCUGUGUGAGAGCAGCACUCAUGAAAUCGAAAUGAAAGAUGUGCUUUGACAGAUGGAGGGUACCGUAUGUUGCUAACGUACAGUUGAAGUCAGAAGUUUACAUACACCUUAGCAAAAUACAUUUCAAUUCCGUUUUUCACAAUUCCUGUCAUUUAAUCCUAGUAAUAAUUCCCUGUCUUAGGUCAGUUAGAAUCACCACUUUAUUUUAAGAAUGUGAAAUGUCAGAAUUAUGGUAGAGAGAAUUAUUUAUUUCAGCUUUUAUUUCUUUCAUCACAUUCCCAGUGGGUCAGAGGUUUACAUACACUCAAUUAGUAUUUGGUAGCAUUGCCUUUAAAUUGUUUAACUUGGGUCAAACGUGUCUGGUAGCCUUCCACAAGCUUCCCUUAAUAAGUUGAGUGAAUUUUGGCCCAUUCCUCCUGACAGAGCUGGUGUAACUGAGUCAGGUUUGUAGGCCUCCUUGCUCGCACACACUUUUUCAGUUCUGCCCACAAAUGUCCUAUAUGAAUGAGGUCAGGGCUUUGUGAUGGCCACUCCAAGACCUUGACUUUGUUGUCCUUAAGCCAUUUUGCCACAACUUUGGAAGUAUGCUUGGGUUCAUUGUCCAUUUGGAAGACCCAUUUGCGACCAGGCUUUAACUUCCUGACUGAUGUCUUGAGAUGUUGCUUCAAUAUAUCCACAUAAAUUCCCUCCCUCAUGAUGCUAUCUAUUUUGUGAAGUGCACCAGUCCCUCCUGCAGCAAAGCACCCCCACAGCAUGAUGCUGCCACCCCCCGUCCUUCACGGUUGGGAUGGUGUUCCCUCGGCUUGCAAGUCGCCCCCUUCUUCCUCCAAACAUAACGAUGGUCAUUAUGGCCAAACAGUUCAAUUUUUGUUUCAUCAGACCAGAGGACAUUUCUCCAUGUGCAGUUGCAAACCGUAGUCUGGCUUUUUUAUGGCGGUUUUGGGGCAAUGGCUUCUUCCUUACUGAGCGGCCUUUCAGGUUAUGUCGAUAUAGUACUCGUUUUACUGUGGAUAUAGAUACUUUUGUACCUGUUUCCUCCAGCAUCUUCAGAAGGUCCUUUGCUGUUGUUCUGGGAUUGAUUCGCACUUUUCGCAACAAAGUACGUUCAGCUCUAGGAGACAGAACGCGUCUCCUUCCUGAGCGGUAUGACGGCUGCGUGGUCCCAUGGUUUUUAUCCUUGCUUACUAUUGUUUGUACAGAUGAACGAGGUACCUUCAAGCGUUUGGAAAUUGCUCCCAAGGAUGAACCAGACUUGUGGAGGUCUACAAUUUUUUUUCUGAGGUCUUGGCUGAUUUCUUUUGAUUUUCCCAUGAUUUCAAGCAAAGAGGCACUGAGUUUGAAGGUAGGCCUUGAAAUAUAUCCACAGGUUCACCUCCAGUUGACUCAAAUUAUGUAAAUUAGCCUAUCAGAAGCUUCUAAAGUCAUGACAUCAUUUUCUGGAAUUUUCCAAGGUGUUUAAAGGCACAGUCAACUUAGUGUAUGUAAACUUCUGACCCACUGGAAUUGUGAUACAGUGAAUUACUGUUGAACUACUGUUUUUUAAGUUUCAUAAGUUUAUUCGCCACGUGCAGGUGUAAACAAGUGCAGUGACGUUCUUACCUUAAGAGCUCUUUCCCAACAAUGCAGUUGAUGAUGAUAAUAAUACAGAUACUAAUAUAAAUUUAAAAAUACAUACAGUGAGGGAAAAAAGUAUUUGAUCCCCUGCUGAUUUUGUAUGUUUGCCCAUUGACAAAGACAUGAUCAAUCUAUAAUUGUAAUGGUAGGUUUAUUUGAACAGUGAGAGACAGAAUAACAACAACAAAAAUCCAGAAAAACACAUGUCAAAAAUGUUAUAAAUUGAAUUGCAUUUUAAUGAGGGAAAUAAGUAUUUGACCCCCUCUCAAUCAGAAAGAUUUCUGGCUCCCAGGUGACUUUUAUACAGGUAACGAGCUGAUAUUAGGAGCACACUCUUAAAGGGAGUGCUCCUAAUCUCAGUUUGUUACCUGUAUAAAAGACACCUGUCCACAGAAGCAAUCAAUCAAUCAGAUUCCAAACUCUCCACCAUGGCCAAGACCAAAGAGCUCUCCAAGGAUGUCAGGGACAGGAUUGUAGACCUACACAAGGCUGGAAUGGUCUGUAAGACCAUCGCCAAGCAGCUUGGUGAGAAGGUGACAACAGUUUGUGCGAUUAUUCGCAAAUGGAAGAAACAAAAAAUAACUGUCAAUCUCCCUCGGCCUGGGGCUCCAUGCAAGUUCUCACCUCGUGGAGUUGCAAUGAUCAUGAGAACGGUGAGGAAUCAGCCCAGAACUACACAGUAGGAUCUUGUCAAUGAUCUCAAGGCAGCUGGGACCAUAGUCACCAAGAAAACAAUUGGUAACACACUACGCUGUGAAGGACUGAAAUCCUGCUCAAGAAAGCACAUACAGUGGGGAAAAAAGUAUUUAGUCAGCCACCAAUUGUGCAAGUUCUCCCACUUAAAAAGAUGAGAGAGGCCUGUAAUUUUCAUCAUAGGUGCACGUCAACUAUGACAGACAAAAUGAGAAAAAAUGUUCCAGAAAAUCACAUUGUAGGAUUUUUUAUGAAUUUAUUGGCAUAUGAUGGUGGAAAAUAAGUAUUUGGUCAAUAACAAAAGUUUCUCAAUACUUUGUUAUAUACCCUUUGUUGGCAAUGACACAGGUCAAACGUUUUCUGUAAGUCUUCACAAGGUUUUCACACACUGUUGCUGGUAUUUUGGCCCAUUCCUCCAUGCAGAUCUCCUCUAGAGCAGUGAUGUUUUGGGGCUGUCGCUGGGCAACACAGACUUUCAACUCCCUCCAAAGAUUUUCUAUGGGGUUUUCUACUGGCUAGGCCACUCCAGGACCUUGAAAUGCUUCUUACGAAGCCACUCCUUCGUUGCCCGGGCGGUGUGUUUGGGAUCAUUGUCAUGCUGAAAGACCCAGCCACGUUUCAUCUUCAAUGCCCUUGCUGAUGGAAGGAGGGUUUCACUCAAAAUCUCACGAUACAUGGCCCCAUUCAUUCUUUCCUUUACACGGAUCAGUCGUCCUGGUCCCUUUGCAGAAAAACAGCCCCAAAGCAUGAUGUUUCCAACCCCAUGCUUCACAGUAGGUAUGGUGUUCUUUGGAUGCAACUCAGCAUUCUUUGUCCUCCAAACAUGACGAGUUGAGUUUUUACCAAAAAGUUAUAUUUUGGUUUCAUCUGACCAUAUGACAUUCUCCCAAUCCUCUUCUGGAUCAUCCAAAUGCACUUCAGACGGGCCUGGACAUGUACUGGCUUAAGCAGGGGGACACGUCUCGCACUGCAGGAUUUGAGUCCCUGGCGGCGUAGUGUGUUACUGAUGGUAGGCUUUGUUACUUUGGUCCCAGCUCUCUGCAGGUCAUUCACUAGGUCCCCCCGUGUGGUUCUGGGAUUUUUGCUCACCGUUCUUGUGAUCAUUUUGACCCCACGGGGUGAGAUCUUGCGUGGAGCCCCAGAUCAAGGGAGAUUAUCAGUGGUCUUGUAUGUCUUCCAUUUCCUAAUAAUUGCUCCCACAGUUGAUUUCUUCAAACCAAGCUGCUUACCUAUUGCAGAUUCAGUCUUCCCAGCCUGGUGCAGGUCUACAAUUUUGUUUUUGGUGUCCUUUGACAGCUCUUUGGUCUUGGCCAUAGUGGAGUUUGGAGUGUGACUGUUUGAGGUUGUGGACAGGUGUCUUUUAUACUGAUAACAAGUUCAAACAGGUGCCAUUAAUACAGGUAACGAGUGGAGGUCAGAGGAGCCUCUUAAAGAAGAAGUUACAGGUCUGUGAGAGCCAGAAAUCUUGCUUGUUUGUAAGUGACCAAAUACUUAUUUUCCACCAUAUUUUGCAAAUAAAUUCAUUAAAAAUCCUACAAUGUGAUUUUCUGGAAUUUUUUUUCUCAAUUUGUCUGUCAUAGUUGACGUGUACCUAUGAUGAAAAUUACAGGCCUCUCUCAUCUUUUUAAGUGGGAGAACUUGCAAAAUUGGUGGCUGACUAAAUACUUUUUUUCCCCACUGUAUACAGGCCCGUCUGAAGUUUGCCAAUGAAAAUCUGAAUGAUUCAGAGGAGAACUGGGUGAAAGUGUUGUGGUCAGAUGAGACCAAAAUCGAGCUCUUUGCCAUCAACUCAACUCGCCGUGUUUGGAGGAGGAGGAAUGCUGCCUAUGACCCCAAGAACACCAUCCCCACCGUCAAACAUGGAGGUGGAAACAUUAUGCUUUGGGGGUGUUUUUCUGCUAAGGUGACAGGACAACUUCAACGCAUCAAAGGGACGAUGGACGGAGCCAUUGUUGGGAUUUGUUUUCUCAUAACUGGAUGUGAUACCUACCUUGGAAGGAAUGCAUUGAUGAUAAGCAUAAAAGGUCUGUACUGUACUGAUAUAAAUUGUUUCACCUGGCAUGCUGUGAUUAAUGUGAGGAACUGUUUUAGGGAGAAGGUGAAGAUAAGAAUUUGUGUCUCCAAAUACUAGACUACACUGCUUCUUUGUGAUCUGUGAACCGUCCUUGGACGUAGGAAUGGUUUCUAGGGGAGCUGGCUUUUCUUACCAUGACAGGUUGUUAUGAUAAGAACUUAUGCCUGGCAACAGUGUGCAACGGUGGAGCGCCAAGGGGCUGGGACCAGCCGGUGCGCCAACAGAUAGGCUGAGUAAGUCUAAACCACGCUCAGUCUCUACUCUGAUUGGCCAGCAGGGAGUGGGAAAAAUCUCUGUCAGAGUAUUUGAAGAAGAACCUGUAACAAUGGAUUAGUUCUCUGAGUGCCCUGCGAGGUAUUUCAGUGGACCCGUAUAUACGAACAUCAUAUUUACCAUUGAAGGUUUUGCAUUAAUUAAAAUACUAGUAUAUCUUAGAAGUCGUGUUGACCUCUUUUGUCCCAAAUACCAGAUUUGAAUUGACGCAACUUGACACCAUGUACCGUCAAAUCUUGGGUGAGAAUCUCCUUCCCUCAGCCAGGGCAUUGAAAAUGGGUCGUGGAUGGGUAUUCCAGCAUGACAAUGACCCAAAACACACGGCCAAGGCAACAAAGGAGUUGCUCACGAAGAAGCACAUUAAGGUCCUGGAGUGGCCUAGCCAGUCUCCAGACCUUAAUCCCAUAGAAAAUCUGUGGAGGGAGCUGAAGGUUCGAGUUGCCAAACGUCAGCCUCGAAACCUUAAUGACUCGGAGAAGAUCUGCAAAGAGGAGUGGGACAAAAUACCUCCUGAGAUCUGUGCAAACCUGGUGGCCAACUACAAGAUACAUCUGACCUCUGUGAAUGCCAACAAGGGUUUUGCCACCAAGUACUAAGUCAUGUUUUGCAUGGGGGUCAAAUACUUAUUUCCCUCACUAAAAUGCAAAUCAUUUUAUAACAUUUUUGACAUGCAUUCUUCUGGAUUUUUUUGUUGUUAUUCUGUCUCUCACUGUUCAAAUAAACCUACCAUUAAAAUUAUAGACUGAUCAUAUCUUUGUCAGUGGGCAAACGUACAAAAUCAACAGGGGAUCAAAUACUUUUUUUUCCCUCACUGUAUAUAUAUAUACAAAAAAUUAACUGGUAGCAGGAAUAUAUAAAUAUAUGCUAAAAUAAUGUUAAUAUACAGUGCAUUCGGAAAUACUUUUUCCACAUUUUGUUACGUUACAGCCUUUUUCUAAAAUGGAUGAAAUUGUUAUUUUUCCUCAUCAAUCUACACACAAUUCCCCAUAAUGACAAAGCAAAAACAGGUUUUUAGUUUUUUUUCUUCUUCACAUUUUAGUAAAAAUAAAAAGCUGAAAUAUACUUUUACAUAAGUAUUCAGACCCUUUACUCAGUAUUUUGUUGAAGCACCUUUGGCAGCGAUUACAGCCUCGAGUCUUCUUGGGUAUGACACUACAAACUUAGCACACCUGUAUUUGGGGAGUUUCUCCCAUUCUUUUCUGCAGAUCCUCUAAAGCUCUGUCAGGUUGGAUGGGGAGCGUCGCUGCACAGCUAUUUUCAGGUCUCUCCAGAGACGUUAGAUCGGGUUCAAGUCUGGGCUUUGGCUGGGCCACUCAAGGACAUUCAGAGACUUGUCCCGAAGCCACUCUUGCAUUGUCUUGGCUGUGUGCUUAGGGUUGUUGUCCUUUUGGAAGGUGAACCUCGCACCAGUCUGAGGUCCUGAGCGCUCUGGAGCAGAUUUUUAUCAAGGAUCUCUCUGUACUUUGUUCCGUUCAUCUUUCCCUCGAUCCUGACUAGUCUCCCAGUCCCUGCCGCUGAAAAACAUCCCCUCAGCAUGAUGCUGCCACCACCACCAUGAUGCUGCCACCACCAUGCCAAAUUGUUUCAGACUCCCGAGGGAGAAGAGGUGUUGUCGUACCUUCACGACUGUGCUGGUGUGAGAGGACCAUGUUAAGUGCUCAGUGAUAUAGACACUGAGGAACUUGAAGCUCUUGACCCUCUCCACUGCGGCUCCGUCGAUGUGGAUGGUGGUGUGCACCCCCCUCUUCACCCCAUUUCCUGUAGUUCACAAUCAGCUCCUUGGUCUUGCUGACAUUAAGAGAGAGGUUGUUGUCCUGGCACCACACUGACGGUUCUCUGACUUCCUCCCUUUAGGCUGUCUCAUCGCCGUUGGUGAUCAGGCCUAACACUGUUAUGUCGUAGGCCUGAGUUGCAGUCUUGCGUGGCCACACAGUCGUGGGUAAACAUGGAGUACAGGAGGGCAGCUAAUUACACACACCCAUGGGGGGCCCCUGUGUUGAGGGUCAACGUUGCGGAGGUGAUGUUGCCUACUUUCACCACCUGGGGUCGACCUGUCAGGAAGUCCAGGAUCCAGUUGCAGAGGGAGGUGUUCAGUCCCAGGGUCCCGAGCUUGGUGACGAGCUUGGAGGGCAUUACGGUGUUGAACGCUGAGCUGUGGUCAAUGAACAGCAUUCUCACAUAGGUAUUCCUCUUGUCCAGGUGGGAGAGGGCAGUGUGGAGUGCAAUUGAGAUUGCGUUGUCUGUACAUCUGUUGGGGCGGUAUGCGAAUUGUAGUGGGCCUAGUGCGUCUGGGAUGAUGGAGGUGAUGUGUGCCAUGACCAGCCUUUCAAAGCACUUCAUGAUUACAUAUGUUAGUGCUACAGGACAGUAGUCAUUGUGGCAGUUAACCUUAGAGUUCUUGGGAACAGAAAUGAUGGUGGUCAGCUUGAGACAUGUGGCGAUUACAGACUGCGACAAGGAGAGUUUGAAAAUUACAGUGAAGAUGCCUGCCAGCUGCUCAGCGCAUGCUCUGAGUGUUUUAACAGUGAUGAAUAUAGCCUAGUACACUGACCUUUCUAUCUUUUAAAAUAAUUGCAAAUCCAAAGUCUUGUCCAACACAUUCUUGUACCUCUCACUCCGGUAGCGUUGCGUUUGGUUCUGAUCUCAGCCGUGGACCCCGUAGCGACCAUCGCCAUCUUCAAUGCCCUCAACGUGGACCCUGUCCUCAACAUGCUGGUGUUUGGAGAGAGCAUCCUCAACAACGCUGUCUCCAUCGUACUCACCGAGUACGUACUCCUCCUACUGAUCCUCCUUUCCUCCUCUCUUCCUCCACAUACUGUUUUAUCUAGGCACUACAUUUUAUCCAGGCAUCUUACAUCUUCUGGAAAAGGCCAGUAUUAUUCUUAGAGUCGGUGCAGUCACGCUCUGUCUCAGUGUUGUCCUUGUAAAUCAGCUGAGCUUCCAUGCUCCUCUGUGGCGCCCCAGUCUUCUCCCGACCUUUGACCUUUUGACCCGCUCUGCUUUUUGCUGUGUGUGUGUGUACGUUUGCUUUAUGCUGAUAGCAAAGAACAACACACAAAGCUCUGAGGAAAGAGAGUGACUUAUUUCACAGCCUGACUGAGGCAUGCACAGUAACAGUUCUGACAAUCCUACAGCCUAACCACCACCAGAAACAUGCCAGAACAUGCCAAGCUUUCUUUUCACAUAUCUCUCUUCUUGUGUGUGAUUAGAAGCAGGUGUUAUUCAGAAUCAGAAUCAACAGUUGGCAGAGGAGUGUUUUGCAAAAGUAUUCAUCCCCGUUAGCGUUUUUCCUAUUUUGUUGCAUUACAACCUGUAAUUUAAAUUGAUUUUUAUUUGGAUUUCAUGUAAUGGACAUACACAAAAUAGUCCAAAUGGUGAAGUGAAAUUUAAAAAAUUACUUGUUUCAUAAAAUUCAAAAAAAAAAAAAUAACGGAAAAGUGGUGCGUGCAUAUGUAUUCACACCCUUUGCUAUGAAGCCCCUAAAUAAGAUCUGGUGCAACCAAUUACCUUCAGAAGUCACAUAAUUAUUUAGAUUGCACACAGGUGGACUUUAUUUAAGUGUCACAUGAUCUGUCACAUGAUCUCAGUAUAUUCUGAAAGGCCCCAGAGUCUGCAACACCACUAAGCAAGGAGCACCACCAAGCAAGCGGCACCAUGAAGACCGAGGAGCUCUCCAAACAGGUCAGGGACAAAGUUGUUGAGAAGUACAGAUCAGGGUUGGGUGAAUAGUUAUGCACGCUCAAGUUUUCUGUUUUUUUGCCUUAUUUCUUGUUUGUUUCACAAUAAAAAAUAUUUUGCAUCUUCAAAGUGGUAGACAUCUUGUGUAAAUCAAACGAUACAAAACCCCAAAAACUCCAUUUUAAUUCCAGGUUGUAGGCAACAAAAUAGGAAAAAUGCCAAGUAGGGUGAAUACUUUCGCAUGCUACUGUAUAUGUCAUAUCUACCUCAAUUACCUCGGCUGUACAAGACAUUACAUACUGAAUCCUGACAGACUGGUUUGACGGAAACAUUCAGCCUGUUAUUGCCACUCCUCUCUCUUGUCUCUUUCUCUUGUCUCUUUCUCUCUCUCUCUCUCUCUCUGUGUCUCUGUGUCACAACCAUGGUGCCCUCAAGUGUCUCCUCGCCCAUAUAAAGUAAAUUAACCCAUGCAUAGUGGAUAGGCCAGCAGUUGACCGCUGAUAGUGUGUGGGAUAGCCAGCUAAUGGUAGUAACUCGACUAGCUGUGAAAACACAUGCCACUGCCAGAUCAUUAGCACUAUUUGGUGGUAUCAAUGAUCGUCUGGCUGUUAUUUGAUCUAGCCAGAUUUGUGCUUUUACCCUGCUCCUCUAUGUAUGUCAUGACGGUGAUGGUUAGAUCAGUUGGCGAAAGCCACCUAUAAGGUUCUGGGAACAGCAUGGUAAAGCUCAUCAUUGGAUCUUUAUUCAGACAAAGAGAGAGACACUUGAGAACGCUUCAUAGACACUGGAGUGCCAGAUCCUGAGAUCAAACAAUAAUAUCCUUUGCUCAAAACAAAAGUGGUGCCCUUUCAGUAAACACUUGUCACUAAUGGGUUGAAACAGGCCAUACCCACUCCAGUUGGAAGAGUCCCAAUCUGUUUCUGUGGCUCAGAGACUGGGACAGGGACAGACAACGGGUUUGUUUCACCCCAUCGGUGACAGAUGUUUACAAAAAGGGUAAACAGGUAGUUUUAUAGUUCUUAGUAUAUUUUACUUGUUUGAUCUAAGGAGCUAUUGUAUUCCAGUGGAGGCUGCUGAGGGGAAGAUGGCUCAUUAAUAAUAGCUGGAACGGAGCAAAUGGAAUGGCAUCAAACACAUGGUAUCAUGUGGUUGAUGUAUUUGAUACCAUUCCGCUCCAGCCAUCACCACAAGCCCGUCCUCCCCAAUUAAGGUGCCACCAACCUCCUGUGUUGUAUUCAGACAUUAGAUAUACUGUGUCCCUUGUUUCAUCUUUGACUGACUCGGUCAUAGGGGAAGACUGUUGUCACUUCUCAGAUCUGUACAGCGCAAUCUGAUAACCCUGUGUUGGGAGAACAGGUUCUCAAUAGAGGGAUUGCAGACACACACACAGUAGACAGUAUUUAGUGGUGCAACGUGACUGCCCUCUAGGGUGACAUUGUAGUAGUGCAUGUUGGAUUAAUUACUCUAUGGCCCUCUGGCAAAAUAUAAAGCAUAUACACUUUUAAGUUGAAAUGGUUUACAUCACGGUUGCCCAACCCUGUUCCUGGAAAGCUACCCUCCUGUAGGUUUUCGCUCCAACCCAAAGUGUUACUAACCUGAUUCAUCUUAUCAACCUGCUAAUUAUUAGAAUCAGGUGUGCUAGAUUAGUGUUGGAGAAAAAACCUACAGGACGGUAGCUCUCCAGGAACAGGGUUUGGCAGUCCUGGUUUACAUAUUCCCUCCCCAAGGUAAUCCAUUCUAAUGUAAUAUAUUACCUAAGUAAUUAUUGGUUUACAUAAAACAAGAUUAAACACACUAUGCCUAACAUCACGAUAAUGUAUUAUUUUCCCUCUCUUUAUCUAGUUGUGUCGUCCAGUAUGGCGGAGGGAUUUGCCCGGGAUGAUAAUGCCAUUGGUAACGGGCUGGGAGACGUUCCUCCAGGCGUUGGGAUACUUCCUCAAGAUGUUCUUCGGUUCUGCUGCACUCGGAGCCCUGACCAUACUCAUCUCUGCCAUCGUAUCCUCUCUGUGUGUGUGUGCCCGUGUGUGAUUGAGCGUUUUGGUUAAUAUGUUAAUAAUAUUCCCAUUCAACAUGUUUCAGUUUGACCCUUAACCCUUAACCCCUGUGCCAGUCCCUGAAACACUUUGACCUGAGGUAGACCCCGUCUCUAGAGUUUGGCAUGAUGAUCAACUAAGGCCUGGUAGAGGGCAUCAAACUGUUUGGUGAGUCCUCUCUAUUCAGUGUAAACACAAUGGAAUGUCAUGAAUUGUUCCACACAAUUGCUAACCUCUCUCACCUCCCUAUCUCUCUGUGCAGGUAUAAUGUCGAUCCUGUUUUCGGGGAUCGUGAUGUCACACUACACACAUCACAACCUGUCUCCUGUCACUCAGACCCUGAUGCAGCAGACCCUCCACAUGGUGGCCUUCAUGUGUGGUCAGCACUCCUCUUUCUCCCUCACCUGUCCUUUUCCCCAAAUCCUGUAAUAACAGACCAGUAAGAUGGCAUGUAUAUUAUGUAUGUUUUAUCCUAUUGUUUUCUUGUCCACAGAGACGUGUGUGUUUGCCUUCCUGGGUCUCUUCAGCUUCCCUCACAUGUUUGAGCUGUCCUUCGCCAUCUGGUGUAUAAUAAGUACUCCCAAACUGUAGUGACCAGAUACAGCCUAGCAUUAGCAUUCUAUACUAUACAACAACUGGUUGAGCCGAGAGGUGGACAUGAAGCUAGGGUUAGGGUUAAAGCUAGUGUUAGGGGUUGAGCCGAGAUGUGGACAUGAAGCUAGGGUUAGGGUUAAAGCUAGUGUUAGGGGUUGAGCCGAGAUGUGGACAUGAAGCUAGGGUUAGGGUUAAAGCUAGUGUUAGGGGUUGAGCCGAGAUGUGGACAUGAAGCUAGGGUUAGGGUUAAAGCUAGUGUUAGGGGUUGAGCCGAGAUGUGGACAUGAAGCUAGGGUUAGGGUUAAGCUGUUUGUUCUCUUUCCAGGUGUUGGUAGGUUAGGGGUAGAGGUUAGUUAGUGUUCUGAGUUUUUUGUUCCGUCUCUCUCCAGGUACUGGUGUUAGUAGGUCGGGCGGUGAACAUCUUCCCGCUCUCUUUCCUGCUCAACUUCUUCAGAGACCACAAGAUCACACCUAAGGUGAUGUUCAUCAUGUGGUUUAGUGGUAAGUAGAGCAGUUCUCUAAUAAUUCUCCAUCUGUUUGGCUCUAAUAAUAAUAAUAAUAUGCCAUUUAGCAGAUGCUUUUCUCCAAAGCGACUUACAGUCAUGCGUGCAUACAUUUUUGUGUAUGGGUGGACCCGGGGAUCGAACCCACUACCUUGGCGUUACAAGCGCCGUGCUCUACCAGCUGAGCUACAGAGGACCACAUCCCUCUCUCCUGUUUUAUGGUACCUGAAAUAACAAAUACUCUCCCUUUCUCAUCUCUCUCUCCAUCCCUCAAUCCUCUCCUCUGUUAGGUCUGAUAGGUGCCAUUACCUAUGCCCUGAGCCUUCAUCUUGGGUUAGGGCCCAUAGAGAAGCGGCAGUUAAUUGGCACCAUCAUCAUCCUCUUCGCCAUCCUCCUCCUUGGCAGCUGGACCAUGCCCCUCAUCCACAUUAUUGACAACGAGGAGAGCCAAUCCUGA